AUGACAAGUCCUGGAAGAGCGAGAAGGAGAGGAAGAGAGGGGAGGAGGAGGAGGAAGAGAGGAGAAGAGGAGGAGGAGAGAGACAGAGGGCAAGAGAAGGAAAGCGGAUAUGGCGAGGAAGGAGCGAAUUUCUACCCUUCGGCCCACGGCCUCUUAGAUGGGUUCGAGGAUCCUGUCGACUCUGCCAAAGACAUUGAAGCCUCCAUCGAAAGAAACUAUGCCAGGGAUAUUGCUAGUUUGAGCACACCCCGAAGCUAG
This is a messenger RNA of Penicillium psychrosexuale, 258 nucleotides long. RefSeq lists its product as uncharacterized. The record is from RefSeq and is a predicted model, not a curated record. Lineage: Eukaryota; Fungi; Ascomycota; Eurotiomycetes; Eurotiales; Aspergillaceae. The coding region runs from base 1 to 258 and encodes 85 amino acids. The transcript has a single exon.